AUGUUUGUGGACAAGUUCUUCCCUGGAACUACCCCAUUCCUAUGUUCGUAUGGAAAAUCUCCUGCUUUAGCUGCCGGAUGCACCGUGAUCAUAAAGGCUGCAGAGCAAACACCUCUAACGGCACUCGCGAUGGCUGCGCUCAUAAAGGAAGCUGGUAUUCCUGCUGGAGUUGUAAAUGUUAUCACCGGUUAUGGCCCGACCGUUGGAACUGCCCUCACCAACCACCCACGUCUAGACAAGAUGGCUUUUACUGGAUCGACAGAGGUCGGUCGGAUCAUCAUGAAAGGUGCCACGGCUGUGAACCUUAAGAGAGUCACUCUUGAGCUUGGUGGAAAGAGUCCUUUGGUCAUUUUCAAUGACGCUGACGUGGAAAAUGCUGCAGACAUUGCCCACCGUGCCGCAUUCACCAACGGAGGUCAAUGCUGCGUAGCUGGAACAAGGACCUUUGUUCAGUCUGGAAUCUACGACAAAUUCGUUGCUAAAUCCGCUGAAAUCGCUAAGAAGAGGACUGUAGGGAAUCCUUUCGGGAAUGUUCAACAAGCACCACAGAUCGAUACAGACAUCUUCACCAAAGUGAUAGGUUACAUAGAGGCUGGUAAGAAGGAAGGUGCUCGUUGUGUGGCUGCAGGCGGACGCCACGGCAAAGUCGGUUUCUUCGUUCAACCCACUGUGUUUGCUGACGUCACGGACAACAUGACAAUUGCCAGGGAAGAGAUCUUCGGGCCAGUCCAGAGUAUUCUGAAAUUCGAGACCUUUGAGGAAGUGGUAGAUCGUGCUAAUGAUUCCAACUAUGGCUUGGGCGCUGGUGUCAUCACCAAUGACGUCACUACCGCUUUAGCUUUCGCCAAGCAUGUACGUGCCGGAAGUGUUUGGGUAAACACAUACGAGCAUAUCGUUGCGCAGGCGCCGUUCGGUGGAUUCAGGGAGUCCGGUAUAGGCCGCGAAUUGUAA
Molecule: messenger RNA, 951 nt
Organism: Pieris rapae (cabbage white)
Lineage: Eukaryota; Metazoa; Arthropoda; Insecta; Lepidoptera; Pieridae
Product: aldehyde dehydrogenase X, mitochondrial-like
Exons: 7
Coding region: 1-951 (316 amino acids)
Molecular function (GO): aldehyde dehydrogenase (NAD+) activity
Source: RefSeq, a predicted model, not a curated record